UGCGGCGGCUGUGCACUCUUUGCUCAGCUGACAGAGCGGAGCGUCACGGUCACGACACCCGGAGACUGUGCGGAGCGACGGCGGCUCCACUAUGCUGCUCAGCCUCGGUCCCUGCCGUGUCUCGCGUUGUCCCGUGUACGAUACGUGUCGGCUCUUGCACCAUCACGUUUAGCCGGAGCUCCACAAGCUCCAACAGACAGACUGGCAGGAUUUUCUCCGGUGCUUUUGAAUUUGUUAAUCUCCGCGGCGGACGGAGGACCGCUGUCUCCCGUGCACGGUCCCUCCGACACAACUCGUCCGGACAUGAGUAACGUUAAUCUGAUUUUCUGGGACCAGUUGCAGGCUGGCAGCUCCGAUGUGGACUGGUGCGAAGGCAAUUACCUGAUUUACCCGAGCAUCGCUGAGUUUUACAACACGAUCAGCAACAUUUUGUUUUUUGUUUUGCCGCCCAUACUAAUGUGCUUGUUCCGCCAAUAUGCAACACAUUUCAACAGUGGGAUUUACCUCAUAUGGAUUCUGCUUGUUGUGGUCGGUAUUGGAUCGACAUAUUUUCACGCCACCCUCAGCUUCCUGGGCCAGAUGCUGGAUGAGCUGGCCAUCUUAUGGGUGCUCAUGUGCGCCAUUGGCAUGUGGUUCCCCAAGAGAUACCUGCCUCGGAUGUUCAGGAGGGAUCGGUCAAGGUUCAAGGUGGUCAUCGGCAUCUUGUCAGGGAUCACCACGGGGUUGGCCUUUGUCAAACCUGUCAUCAACUCGGUGUCACUCAUGACACUGGGCAUCCCCUGCACUGCACUGCUCAUCACUGAGCUGAGAAGGUGUGAAAACCCUCGUGUGUUCAAGCUGGGCUUGAUCUCAGGGAUGUGGUGGAUGCUGGCUCUGCUCUGCUGGAUCAGUGACAGGAUCUUCUGUGAAAUGUGGUCAUCUGUCAACUUCCCCUACUUACACUGUGCUUGGCACAUCCUCAUCUGUCUGGCCUCUUACUUGGGUUGCGUUUGCUUCGCCUACUUUGACGUCGCGACCGAGGCCCCAGAGCGAGGCCCCGUCAUCAUGUUCUGGCCCAACGAGAAGUGGGCCUUCAUCGGCGUGCCCUACGUCUCCCUGCUCUCUGUCCACAGGAAGGCUGCCGUCAAGGUGACAUAAAGUGAGUCUACAGCUCAGCGGGUUGUGCUCCCACACUUCUCACCAGGAUGUCUUCAAAACAGCAAGACGACGCGAUACAUCCACCGCAGCCGUGAGUCGGCUGACAUCCACCGGUGCUCUGGUGACUGGAUGAUGUAGGUGAUUCACAUGUGGGCCAACUGAGGGGAUUCAUCUUUUCCUGGUUCCUUCCCUGGUCCGGUCUUCAUUACACAGCAGUGUUUAUGCAACUCAAAGAGCAACAGGUGUCACAAAAUAGCUGUUUUCAGACAUGAACUCCGGAGGAUGUCCGCACAAUUGGUUCCGGACUUUCUCCAGAUGGUUCCUUUCACAACGAUUCACAACAACAACAGAAAGACGUAACAUAUUAACUCCGCUG
Molecule: messenger RNA, 1513 nt
Organism: Hippoglossus stenolepis (Pacific halibut)
Lineage: Eukaryota; Metazoa; Chordata; Actinopteri; Pleuronectiformes; Pleuronectidae
Gene: acer2
Product: alkaline ceramidase 2
Exons: 6
Coding region: 304-1137 (277 amino acids)
Biological process (GO): ceramide metabolic process
Cellular component (GO): membrane
Molecular function (GO): hydrolase activity, acting on carbon-nitrogen (but not peptide) bonds, in linear amides
Source: RefSeq, a predicted model, not a curated record